CCGGAUUGGAAAGCUGUGUGCUUGCAGCUGCAAUGUAGGCUGAUUUCAGGGACAAGGUUCUACUGUCUCUCAAAUAUAGCAUAAGCACAGAAGAAGUUAUUCUGUAGGCUUCAGGAUGCAGAUAUGGGUUGCACUGCCAGCAUUGUUCUACUUGAAGUCAUUCAUUCCAUGGUUCAGAGGAACUGUGCAAAUAUCUGCACUCGGCACCAGAAACAGUUGUCACUUGAAUUUUUGCCACUGGAUGAAUCUGAUGAAAUGAGCAGACCCAGAACUCUCCUAAUAAUGCAAGAAAAGCCAAAAAUCGUUGAACCACUGGAAUAUGAGACAGUGAUUGAAGAACUUGAGAGCCAAUUUCAAGAUCACCCCCUCAAAGAUAUGUUGCUUUUUCCAGAAAAUGAUUUCUCGGCAUCAUCAAGCUUAAGAGAAAGACGGACCCUAAAUUCCACUGUGCCUGAGGGGGCCGAAAAUGAAGCAGAAAGUCUACUUGUCAAGCAGGCCUGCAAAUACUACAAUUCCAACUGGAAUAUUGUGAGCUACAAAUACGAAGAAUAUUCAGGGGACCUUAAACAGUUACCUCGAAAACAGGUUAGGCCAGAGAAACUGCCUUCACAUUCGUUUGAGAUUGAUCAUGAUGACGUUGAAAAAGAUGAGGAUACUACAUCUCUAUCUUCCUCGAAAGGAGGAGGUGGUGGAGGAGGAGGAAUGGGAGUUUACAAGUCUGGCUGGCUUCACAAAGGAAACUUUAAUAGUACUGUGAACAACAGCAUUACUGUCCGAUCCUUUAAGAGGCGUUACUUCCAACUAACACAGUUAUCAGACAACUCUUACAUAAUGAAUUUUUACAAAGAUGAGAAAAUUUCCAAAGAGCCAAAGGGUUGUAUUUUUCUGGACUCUUGUACUGGUGUGUUGCAGAACAGCAAACUUCGUCGUUACGCAUUUGAGUUGCAAAUGAAUAAUGUCACGUACUUUGUACUGGCAGCUGAUAAUGAGCAGGAUAUGGAGGAUUGGAUUUCCACUUUGAACCGUAUCCUGCAGAUUAAUCCAGAAGGAUCUAGUCAGGAAAGAAAAAGUGUAGAUCUUACAGAUGUCAAACAGGAUGAAACUCUAGAGAGUGAAAUUACAGAUACCAGCUUGAAUGAUGAAAUAGAUUCCUCGGAGGACACUCUCCAUCCAGAAUUAGCAAAGUAUAUUGCAGAAACUGAGGAGACCAUUAAGCUGUCCAGAAAUGAAAACCGCAUGAACCUAUUUUCACUUGACCCUGAUAUACCUAUUCACAAAGCACAGCGGCUGGACAUCGCUGUGAACGAGCCUUUAGUGAAGCCGUACGAGCUGAAGCUGGGCAAACGCAUCAUGGUUGUAUGCAAAUCACUUGUCUUAAAUCUUCAGGCUUGUAUCAGUGAUGCUGAAGGUGGAGCGCCAACUAACAUUGAACCAUUCUUCAUCAGUCUUUCCUUGUUUGAUAUCCGAGAAAACAGAAAAAUAUCUGCAGAUCUGCAUGUGGAUUUAAACCACGAGAGUGUGAGACAACUGAUCAUGGGUUCACUGGCCGUGGCAGAAAAUGGAGAGAAAUAUGUUGCUGGAGGAGUGAAAUCUGGAGAGCCACAGUUAGAGGGCUUUCCUGAAGAAUGGUUAAAAUACCCAAAACAGGGCAUUUUCUCUGUAUCAAACCCCCACACAGACAUCAUGCUGGUGGCGAGAAUAGAGAAAAUACUAAUGGGGAGCAUUCAAAGCUGUGCUGAGCCCUACAUUAAGAACUCAGACACCAGCAAGACUGCACAGAAAGUUUUGAAAUCCAACAAGCCAUUUUGUAAUAAGUUGGCAAAAUACCGGAUGCCAUUUGCUUGGGCUGUAAGAUCAGUGUUCAAAGACAAUCAUGGAACAAUAGAUCGAGACUCCCGCUUCUCUCCUCUCUUCAGGCAAGAAAACAGUAAAAUUUCUACAGAUGACUUGCUGAAAUUUGUCAUGGAAUUCAAAAGAGCAGACAAAAGUAACAAAAUGCAGGUCAUACCUGGAAAUCUUGAUAUAUCCGUGCAGUCUGUCCCCAUGGAACAUCCAAAUUGUGUUACCUCAUCCUAUGUACCUAUUAAACCAUUCGAGGACCCAAAUAAGAAUGAACCUACCAUAGAGGUUGAAGAGUUUGUGCAAGAAUCUGCAAAAUAUUCCCAGCCUUAUAUGAUAUAUAAAAAUCAUGUUUAUGUUUACCCUAAACAUUUGAAAUAUGAUGGUCAAAAGUGCUUUUCCAAGGCAAGAAAUUUAGCUGUGAGGAUUGAGUUUAGGAGUUCAGAUGAAGAAAAUGCCCAACCAUUGAAGUGCAUUUAUGGAAAAGCAGGAGGCUCAGCGUUCACGGCAGCAGCACAGACUACAGUCCUAUAUCAUGUCCAGAACCCUGAUUUUUAUGAUGAGGUGAAAAUUGAACUUCCAACUCAACUGAAUGAGAAACAUCACAUUCUUUUUUCAUUUUAUCACAUCAGUUGUGACCUUGCUACAAAAGGUGGCUCCAAAAAGAAAGAAGCAUUAGAAACACAGGUUGGAUAUGCCUGGCUCCCUCUCUUGAAAGAUGGCAGACUUGCAUCACUAGAGCAUUCCAUACUUGUAGCAGCCAGUCUUCCAGCUGGCUAUCUCAGUUAUCAAAACAUGACACCAGGGAAGACAAAUGGACCUGAUGUUAAGUGGGUUGAUGGAGGGAAGCCACUCUUCAAAGUCUUUGUGCAUGUUGUAUCUACAAUCUAUACGCAGGAGGAAAGACUAAAUAACUACUUCCAGGAGUGCCAAAAAAUAGAAAGUGGAGAAUCAAAGACUUCAUCUUCAGAAUUUAUCAGGAGCACAGAGGGUCUUCUUGGCAUAGAAAAGAUCCACGUGAUUGUGCAUUUCCUUCCUGUUCUUCUGAAUCAGCUGCUCAAUAACUUAGUACAGACUGAAGAAAAUCUAGUUUCUACUGCCACCAUCAGGGCUAUUGUUGACAUUGUUGCCAAGUGCAAUGAAGAACAGCUAGACAAUUAUCUCCGCUCAUACAUUAAGUUUGUUUUCAAGGCUGAAUACUCUGAAUUGAACCAGAAAACAAUUCAUGAAGAGCUUUUGAAAGGCAUCACUGAAGUCUUGACAGAUGGCAUUGAUGUUAAACGGAUGAUGAAGCAUCUAUGGUUCUUCUUUGAAAUUGCUAUAAAGUCACUGGUGCAGUAUCUGGUUGGCGAUGACAAGCGACUGCAGCUGAAGCGUACUGAGAGGUUUCCAUCAUCCUAUCACAGUGCGAUGGAAAAGCUGGUGACAGUCUUGGGAGAUCUCAUUUUCAAAUCCUUCAAAGAAUUUGAAGAAGAAACCAAGGAGGCAAACCACUAUCUUGCCAUGUUUGUAAAGCGAUGUUUUACCUUCAUGGACAGAGGAUUCGUAAUGAAGCUGAUUGGCAGCUAUAUGAACAUUUUCAAUGCUGGAGAUCAUAAGACUCUCUUUGAAUACAAGUUUGACUUCCUGCAUGAAAUUUGCAACCAUGAACAUUUCAUUCCCCUCAACUUGCCAGUAUUAUUUUUAAAGAAUAAAUCAGGAAAUAAAGACACACUGCCAGAACAUACUCUGACAAAUGAAUUUUGUCGUAACCAUUUUCUUGUUGGCUUGUUGCUUCGUGAAGUUGCAUUUGCACUUCAGGAAGACCAAGAUGUUAGACAUCUUGCAAUUGCUGUCCUUAAGAAUCUACUGGCCAAGCAUUCACUUGAUGACAGAUAUUCAGGAAAAAGUCAACAGGAACUCCUAGCCACUUUGUACCUGCCAUUGUAUGGAAUAAUUCUUGACAACCUUUCGCGAAUUUUUAUGAAGGACAUGUUCCCAUUCAAUCUCAGUUCCUCUAAUCCGGGUUCCAGGGAUGACUUGAGUACUGCUGGUGGUUUGCAGCACCAGUCAGCAACACCAACAAGGAAUACAAAUUCAUUAGAAAGUUCAGUCUCAAAAGAUGUUUUGAAUUCAAUAGCAGUUUUUUCAUCUGUGGCUAUCUCAACGGUGUCCCACGAAGACUCCAGAGGUUCACAUGGUAGUUUGGAUUCUACCUCUGGUACCUGUGAGAGAAUAAGUGACAGACCCGACUCCUCUGAAAAGGCUUAUUCAAGACCAUUAUCUUUAAUUGGAUCUGCUACUCGAUUUGACAAAUUAGAUCAAGCUGAAUUGAAAAGUCUGCUCACAUGUUUCCUUCACAUCAUGAAAACUAUUUCUGAGGAUACUCUCAAAGCCUACUGGUCCAAAUCACCAUUUUCAGAACUGACAGAUUUCUUCAACAUUUUAGAAGUUUGUAUUCAACAUUUCAAAUUCCUGGGAAAGAGACAAGUGGCAAGGAAGUUAGCUGCUGCAGCCAAACUUGCUCAAGCCAGCCAAAGUAAUGGAACACUUAAAGGAUCUAACCCGACUCAAAGUUCUGGCCUUCUCUCUCAAUGGAUGCAGUCAGGCCAUGAUGGCCAUAGGCAUGGAAGGUCACAGACCAUGCCAAUAAUACGUGGAAAAAAUGCAUUAUCACACCCAAAACUAUUACAACUGAUGGAUGCCUCCAAUAUAUUGAUCAAUGGUGGUCCUACUGAGACAGAUACCACGCAUCUCAUAGAUGUGGAAGCAAAUAUUGCGACAGAAGUCAGCAUUACAGUGUUGGAAAUCAUCUGUCUUUUCACUCAGAACCAUCAACGGCAACUGCAGCAGGAUGAAGGACAGAAUUCCAUGAUGAAGAAAGUCUUCGACACCUACUUGCUCUUCCUGCAAGUCAAUCAGUCAACAUUUGCUUUGAAGCAUGUAUUUGGAGCUCUCCGGUUGUUUGUUACCAAGUUCCCUUCAGCCUUUUUCCAAGGGCGAGCAGAACUUUGCGGCACACUCUGCUAUGAAAUCUUAAAGUGUUGUAACCACAGAUCAAGUUCAACCCAAAAUGAGGCUUGUGCCUUGCUUUAUCUUUUUAUGAGGAAAAAUUUUGAAUUCACAAAAGGAAAAUCAAUCGUCAGAUCACACCUUCAGCUUAUCAAAGCCGUUAGUCAACUGAUAGCAGACGUGGGAAUGGGAGGCACUCGAUUCCAGCAUUCACUAGCAAUAAUUAACAAUUUUGCAAAUGGAGAUAAGCCGAUGAAAAACACGUUGUUUCCUGUGGAAGUGAAAGAUUUGACGAAGCGAAUAAGAACAGUGUUAAUGGCCACAGCACAGAUGAAAGAGCAUGAGAAGGAUCCAGAAAUGCUGAUUGACCUCCAAUACAGCUUAGCAAACUCGUAUGCCAGCACUCCUGAGCUGCGAAUGACUUGGCUUGAGAGCAUGGCAAAGAUUCAUAUCCGAAAUGGAGAUGUAUCUGAGGCUGCAAUGUGUUACAUUCAUAUCGCUGCUCUUAUAUCAGAGUAUCUGAAAAGAAGAGGUUAUUGGAAAACAGAAUGGACCCGUUUAUCAACAACCUUGUCUGAGGAAUCAGAUAACCCUGACAGUAACCAAUUACUAAUAUCACACCAAGGAAGAAGUUUGUUUUCAAUGGGGUGGUCAGCCUUUCAAACAAUUACCCCCAAUGUAAAAGAAGAGGGAGCAAUGAAGGAAGACUGUGGAAUGCAGGACACCCCAUAUAGUGAGGAUACUCUUGUGGAGCAGCUGGAAGCAUGUGUUGAUUACCUGUGGAAAUCUGAACGGCAUGAACUCAUUGCGGAUGUCUACAAACCUGUUAUCCUGGUUUAUGAGAAAAAAAGAGACUUCAAGAGAUUGGCAGAAUUGUACUACAACAUCCAUCGAUCCUAUCUUAAAAUAACAGAGGUUGCACAUUCAGAAAAACGGUUGUUUGGAAGAUACUACCGAGUUGCUUUUUAUGGACAGACAUUCUUUGAGGAAGAUGACAGCAAAGAAUAUAUUUAUAAAGAGCCCAAGCUGACAGGACUUUCAGAAAUUUCUCAGAGGUUGUUGAAGCUAUAUUCUGAUAAAUAUGGUGCAGAGAAUGUGAAAAUGAUACAAGAUUCUAACAAGGUCAAUCCCAAAGAUUUGGAUCCAAAGUUUGCCUAUAUCCAGGUUACCUUUGUUACGCCAUAUUUUGAUGAAAAGGAACUGGCUGAAAGAAGAACAGAUUUUGAGAAACAUCACAACAUUAAACGUUUUGUAUUUGAGACACCUUUCACCCUGUCUGGAAAAAAGCAUGGGGGAGUAGAAGAACAGUGCAAGAGAAGGACAAUCUUAACAACUAGCCAGACAUUUCCAUACGUUAAGAAGAGGAUUCAAGUUAUUAACCAGCAGAGUACAGAGCUGAACCCCAUUGAGGUGGCAAUUGAUGAAAUGUCGAGGAAGGUUUCAGAACUCAAUCACUUGUGCUCAAUGAGUGAGGUGGACAUGAUUCGCCUGCAGCUUAAAUUACAAGGAAGUGUCAGCGCCAAGGUAAAUGCAGGACCUAUGGCUUAUGCUUGGGCUUUUCUUGAGGAAACAAAUGCAAAAAAAUAUCCUGACAACCAAGUAAAGCUCCUGAAAGAAAUUUUCAGACAAUUUGCAGCUGCAUGUGGACAUGCUCUAGAGGUUAAUGAACGGCUAAUUAAAGAAGACCAAUUAGAGUACCAGGAAGAGAUGAAAUCUCACUAUAGAGAUCUGCUCAGUGAGUUGUCUACAGUCAUGAAUGAGCAGGUUGUAUACGGGGAGGAUACGACAAAACAACAAGGAAUGGAACGACAGCACAUGCUCAGAGCAAUCAGUAGAACUACCACCUCCAACCAUUUACAAGGAGUAACAGUGACAACAAAUUCAGAGUAACACCAUUUUCUCUUUAGUAAACUCUUAUGAAAUUGAUGUCAGGUUUACAGUAUGGGAAAAGUUAGAAGUAUCAAAUUAAAUGUAUAAUGUACAAAGAUUGUUUUAUUUUCCUGAAGUUGCGAUUGCAAACUAGUGUUACAAAUUCAACUUUUAAUUUGUCUUUGCAUCUUUCCUGCAAUAUAUGCACUAUUUACGUAUUUUUUAUUGUUCUGUACUUUUAUUACACCAUUGGAUAUGUAUAAUAGAUACAGUAUAAAUGUACAGUGCUUUCAGUAAACUAUUUCAUAUCUAACAUUUUGUUUGUUAGUACUGUUUUAAAUGGAAAUAUUGGUAUUUUAUAACCUUUAUUGGCUAUUUUAAUUGUAAAUAUUGACAUUCAUGUGUAAGAUAGAUCUUUUGCAGCGAAAUUAAAUGAACAUACUGGUGAAAUGAAUUUAACAGUAAAGUAACAAUGUUUUUAAUAAAAUAUGUAAAAUUUUGAGUAAAUAUAUUGGAAAUUUUUAGAAACAUGUUUUAUAAAUUCUUAUUGUUGGAAACAAUAGGGAUGCUGUCAAAAAAAUAGCAGAACCAUAUAUCAUUAGUCUUGAUAGUGAUGAGGCACUACAAUCACCAGGCUCCCAAGUGAAUAUAUA
Molecule: messenger RNA, 7352 nt
Organism: Mobula hypostoma (lesser devil ray)
Lineage: Eukaryota; Metazoa; Chordata; Chondrichthyes; Myliobatiformes; Myliobatidae
Gene: dock10
Product: dedicator of cytokinesis 10
Exons: 55
Coding region: 124-6720 (2198 amino acids)
Biological process (GO): small GTPase-mediated signal transduction; positive regulation of GTPase activity; dendritic spine morphogenesis
Molecular function (GO): guanyl-nucleotide exchange factor activity
Source: RefSeq, a predicted model, not a curated record